UGAGGGCAGGAGGAUCUUUGGCGGGUUCUUAUAGCGACCACAGAGGAGCCUCGAUCAUGACCAAGCAGGCGCGGUGCACGAAAUAACACUUUUCUAUCUUUUGUCGUUUGCUUUUGGUCCUAUUUAGACCAUAUUCUGGGUCUUGUCACAGUGAAGCAGUGCGGUUAUACACGGAGUUCCUGGAGAAGUUUACUGGCCCUUCUGAGGCUGGUUUGUUGCUACGUGUGUGUUGCCUGAAUCAUGCCGCCGGUAGAGAAGGAAACCGGGCAGAUUAAAGCCCGAAUACAGGAGCUGAUCGAUACCAACUCGGUGCUGGUCUUUAGUAAAAGCUUCUGCCCGUUCUGUAAAAAGGUGAAAGAGCUUUUUCAGGAGUUGAAUGUAAAAUGCAAUGUCCUAGAGCUGGAUUUAAUUGAGAAUGGCUCCAACUACCAGGACUUGCUGUUGGAGAUGACUGGGCAGAAAACCGUCCCCAACGUCUUCAUCAACAAGACCCAUCUCGGAGGCUGUGACAAGACCAUCCAGGCACAUAAAGAUGGUCUCCUACAGCAGCUGCUGGGAGCGGAGAGCGAGGUGUACGACUACGACCUCAUCGUGAUAGGAGGUGGUUCCGGCGGCCUGUCCUGCUCAAAGGAAGCUGCUGCUUUGGGGAAGAAGGUCAUGGUUCUGGAUUACGUUGUCCCCACACCUAUGGGUACUUCAUGGGGUCUGGGUGGAACAUGUGUGAAUGUGGGCUGCAUCCCUAAAAAGCUGAUGCAUCAGACUGCACUCCUUCAUACUGCCUUGGAGGACGCUCGCAAGUUCGGGUGGGAGUUUAGUGAACAAGUGACUCACAACUGGGAGACGAUGAAGACUGCAGUGAAUAACUACAUCGGCUCCCUGAACUGGGGAUACAGAGUGUCUCUACAAGACAAGAAAGUCAAUUACGUCAAUGCUUAUGCAGAGUUUGUGGAGCCUCACAAAAUCAAGGCCACAAACAAGCGAGGCAAGGAAACCUUCUACACAGCAGCUAAGUUUGUGCUGGCAACAGGAGAGCGGCCGUGCUACUUGGGCAUCCCUGGAGAUAAGGAAUACUGUAUCACCAGUGACGACCUCUUCUCCUUACCCUACUGUCCCGGUAAGACGUUGGUCGUCGGAGCAUCCUAUGUUGCAUUGGAAUGUGGGGGAUUCCUAGCCGGUCUGGGGCUCGAUGUGACCGUAAUGGUUCGCUCAAUUCUACUGAGAGGAUUCGACCAGGACAUGGCCAAUCGUGCAGGGGACCACAUGGAGACACAUGGGGUCAAAUUCCUCAGAAAGUUUGUUCCUGUUAAGGUGGAACAGCUUGAGGCUGGCACUCCAGGUCGAUUGAAAGUGACUGCCAAGUCUACUGACACUGAUGAAAUCUUUGAAGGAGAGUACAACACUGUCUUGAUUGCUGUCGGUCGUGAUGCCUGCACAGGAAAAAUUGGUCUUGAAAAGGUUGGAGUGAACGUCAGCCCAAAGAAUGGAAAGAUCCCAGUAAAUGAUGAGGAGCAGACCAAUGUCCCACACAUCUACGCCAUCGGCGACAUUCUGGAGGGUAAAUGGGAGCUGACACCUGUAGCUGUUCAUGCUGGCAAGCUACUGGCUCGCAGGCUGUUUGCAGGUGCUACUGCCAAGUGUGACUACGUGAACGUUCCCACAACCGUGUUCACACCUCUGGAGUACGGCAGCUGUGGUCUCUCCGAGGAAAAAUCCAUCGAGCUUCAUGGAGAGCAAAACCUUGAGAUUUAUCACAGUCUGUUCUGGCCUCUGGAGUACACCUUGCCCAGUAGGGACAACAACAGAUGCUAUGCCAAAAUCAUCUGCAACAAAUUGGACAAUUACCGUGUGAUCGGUUUUCACUACCUGGGUCCUAAUGCUGGGGAGGUGACUCAGGGAUUUGGAGCUGCCAUCAAGUGUGGAUUGACCAAAGAGCAGCUGGAUACCACCAUUGGUAUACACCCAACCUGUGCUGAGAUCUUCACUACGAUGGAGGUGACCAAGAGGUCAGGUGGUGACAUCACGCAGUCUGGUUGCUGAGGUUAAACCCUGCUCGUUUAAUAGGCUGUCCUAAAACUUGAAACUGCUUAAAGCUAGUUUCUACUGCCUGUACUGGUCCCAUCCAUCCUUUGACCAGUCCGUCAGCUUUCCAACUCUCUAACUCAGCUUAGUCUCUAAACAGCGAAACACAAAGCAAUAAAAGACUGAACAGGAAUCAAAUCACUCUUUUUAAAGUGCUCUUUAGAGUCCAUGAGACAUACAUCUUAAGACUUUCCUUCGAUCUGACCACUAGGUGCCACCUGAAGAUUUUUUUAGGUGUGAGAUGCUAGUGGCAGAUAUUGGGAAGGUCUUCAGAUUGUGGUGUGUCGGGACCGACUUGAGCCCUGCUGCACAGCAGAGAUGGAGAAGCUGACACACUAAAGGACAGCCUGUUAAACAGCGGGGUUACUCUGCUGCUACGAAAUCCUCCAGGUCUGAGGCAGAAAUGCAUUAGGAGUUGAUGCAUGUUUUGGUGCGCACACACGCCACUAACACAAGCAUCCACACCUCUAAAGCUAUGUGACGUUUUAGCCCCUAACCUAAAUUCUAAGGUGGGCUAUGACUGAUGAUGUUCUGAGCUUAGACUGAGGAGGUGAAAACACACAUCGUACACACACAUGCGCGCACACACACUUGUCCAAUUUGCCUAGCUCUAGGCUCAAACAGAGCAUAAUUUAGGGCUACUGCUUCCCUCAAAAUACUGUAGUGUUACAACUGAGUGUGAGGACUGGCUCUGUAGCGUGAAAUGUCCUAAUUCAUAUAAAUUUAGGAAUAUAUUACUGUUAUUAGUGAUUCUCUAUUUAAGAUGCACCAUGAUCCAGGGCACUGAUUAGUCUCAUGCACUUAUAACCUUUGGUGUUUUACAUUUGCCACAAUACAGUCUCAGCUACAAUGUUUGUUUUACUUUUGGAAGUUUUCUUUUGACCUUAAGCAUAGACAGACAUUUUCUACCAGUCUGAAGCAUAGAUAAAUGUUUUCUAAGGGUCUGAAUUGUCAUUGUGUCGUUUUGUAUUAUUUCCACCAUUCCAGCCUUAAAUGAGAAACAAUCAGACGUUUGGUUCCAUAUUCCUGUGUGGCAGUUAAAUGCCCAAGUUUGGAUUAAACACUCGAUAACAAAGCUUUUGUGUCAGAAAACGUCCACUGUGUAUUUUUACCAAAGCUAAACAGAAUGUGGCAUUGUAGUCCUAAUCCUUAUCUAAAAGUGUACUUGUAUUUAAACCAUCUUCUGGUUUGUAAUUCCCUUUGAAGCACUUAAAUUUCUGAUUUCAUGACCAUCACUUUUUACCUUGAAGCAAACUCCCAUUUGCUUGAUCUCACUGAAUCACCUUUUAAAAAGACAUGUAAUUUGUUAGAUAAAACCCCCCUUAUGUGCUGUCACUUAGCAACAAUGCCUGGUGAAUGUACAAGCCAGUGUUUCUAUGGUAUCAAUGUUUUGGAGUAAUUAGAAGAAUUUAAAUAAAGCUAUGUACUCUGAACCUCA
This is a messenger RNA of Trichomycterus rosablanca, 3517 nucleotides long. RefSeq names its product thioredoxin reductase 3 (gene txnrd3). Gene Ontology annotation, cellular component: cytosol; mitochondrion. The transcript is spliced from 16 exons. Lineage: Eukaryota; Metazoa; Chordata; Actinopteri; Siluriformes; Trichomycteridae. Gene Ontology annotation, biological process: cell redox homeostasis; cellular response to oxidative stress; glutathione metabolic process. Gene Ontology annotation, molecular function: flavin adenine dinucleotide binding; thioredoxin-disulfide reductase (NADPH) activity; glutathione-disulfide reductase (NADPH) activity. Bases 241 to 2037 code for a protein of 598 amino acids. The record is from RefSeq and is a predicted model, not a curated record.